Messenger RNA from Ornithorhynchus anatinus (platypus), 1029 nucleotides. It is a transcript of the gene DEDD, whose product is annotated as death effector domain containing. Lineage: Eukaryota; Metazoa; Chordata; Mammalia; Monotremata; Ornithorhynchidae. The record is from RefSeq and is a predicted model, not a curated record. The transcript has 4 exons. Gene Ontology annotation, molecular function: protein binding; DNA binding. The coding region runs from base 1 to 963 and encodes 320 amino acids. Gene Ontology annotation, biological process: extrinsic apoptotic signaling pathway via death domain receptors; regulation of apoptotic process; apoptotic process. Gene Ontology annotation, cellular component: nucleolus.
AUGGCGGCGGGCGGGCGCAAGCGGCGGGCGGGGCAGGCGUGGCCGGAGGAGCAGGGCGAGCGGGAGCACGGGCUGUACAGCCUGCACCGCAUGUUCGACAUCGUGGGCGCCCACCUGACCCACCGCGACGUGCGCGUCCUGUCCUUCCUCUUCGUCGACGUCAUCGACGACCACGAGCGCGGCCUGAUCCGCAGCGGCCGGGACUUCCUGCUGGCGCUGGAGCGUCAGGGCCGCUGCGACGAGAGCAACUUCCGCCAGGUCCUGCAGCUGCUGCGCAUCAUCACGCGCCACGACCUGCUGCCCUACGUCACGCUGCGGCGGCGGCGGGCAGUGUGCCCCGACCUCGUGGACAAGUACCUGGAGGAGACGUCGAUCCGCUACGUCACCCCCCGGGCCCAGAGCAGCCCGGAGCCCGGGCCCCCCCAGCCCCCGAAAUCAGUGCCUCCCCACUACCCCGUGGUCUGCUGCUCCCCCACGGGCCCCCAGAUGUGCAGCAAGCGGCCGGCCCGGGGCAGAGCCGCCCUCGGGAACCAGCGGCGACGCCGGAAGGCUGUGACCCCCGACCCCAAGGAGAAGCAGACGUGCGACAUCAGGCUGCGGGUGCGGGCCGAGUACUGCCAGCACGAGUCGGCGCUGCAGGGCAACGUCUUCUCCAACAAGCAGGAGCCCCUGGAGCGCCAGUUCGAGCGCUUCAACCAGGCCAACACCAUCCUCAAGUCGCGCGACCUCGGCUCCAUCAUCUGCGACAUCAAGUUCUCGGAGCUCACCUACCUCGACGCCUUCUGGCGCGACUACAUCAACGGCUCGCUGCUCGAGGCCCUCAAGGGCGUCUUCAUCACGGACUCGCUCAAGCAGGCCGUGGGCCACGAGGCCAUCAAGCUGCUGGUCAACGUGGACGAGGAGGACUACGAGCUGGGCCGCCAGAAACUGCUGAGGAACUUGAUGCUGCAGGCGCUGCCCUGACCCGGCGGACCCCUCCUCCCCCGACCCCGGCCCACCCUCCCCGCCCCCCCGGCCCGGGGGCGGCCG